AUGCCUACGAAUGCGGCCUCCAACGAAUUUGACGAAGCCGCUUUUAAUAAAGAAUUUGUUCGCUGUGUGCUGAGGAUUAUGCCGGUGAAGAAAUCUGAGAAUGUCGGAGAGAAGUGUGUUAGAUUUGUCGGUUUCUAUCUACGACAUUCUAACGACAAGGACAACGAGAUCUUGGGUGAUGUUGAGGGAGACACCAGUUUAAUGCCGGAAACGCCAAGCACAAGACUCACGUCAAAAAUCCUUGAAGAGGUCCUGCCAUUGAUGACAGCUAAAGAUAAAUUCGUCCGGUAUCGAUCGACACAACUUAUAUCACAUAUUAUCAACUCUUUAGAUGCUAUUGAUGACGACCUGUUCCAGAAGCUCCGCCAUGGCUUACUCAAACGGAUUCGCGACAAAGAGGCCAUGGUGCGGUCCCAAGCUGUGCUUGGUCUCGGCCGUCUUGCUGGCAAUCAAGCCGAAGGCUGUACCAACUCGGAAGACAGUGAUAACGACCAAGGAACGGAUUUGCUGGGCAAGCUUCUCGAGGUCAUGCAGAACGACCCUAGUGCUGAUGUGCGACGGUCCUUGCUUGUAAAUCUUCCAAUUCUUCCCAACACUCUUCCAUUUUUGCUCGAGAGGGCUCGAGAUCAAGAUGCUGCUACCCGAAGAGCAGUUUACUCCCGUCUUCUACCGGCUCUGGGUGAUUUUCGACAUCUCUCGCUCUCCAUGAGAGAAAAGCUUCUUCGAUGGGGUCUCCGGGAUAGAGAUGAUAAUGUUCGUAAGGCGGCUGGUCGGCUCUUCAGGGAACGAUGGAUCGCGGAUUGCGCCGGAAUUUCUCAGCAAGAUGAUGGCACUUCGGAAGAAGCUGUGCCCAUUAGUUUUGAUGGCUUGUUGGAAUUAUUAGAGCGCAUCGAUGUGAUCAAUUCUGGAGUCGAGAAUGGUGUGGCCCUCGAGGCCAUGAAAGGAUUUUGGGAGGGCCGUCCGGACUAUCGGGAGGCAGUCACGUUCGACGAUAAUUUUUGGGAAACACUUUCUGCUGAGUCUGUUUUCAUGGCCAGGAGCUUCAACGACUUCUGUCGCAGCGAGGGUGGCGGACGAUACGAGUCGCUGGUCGAAGAGAAGCUACCUGAAGUGACCAAACUCGCUUUCUACCUUGGGCGCUACAUGGACGCUCUCAUCGAGGCUCUUAAGAGGGCAAGCCAGCCUGCUGCAGAUGAAGAGGAGGAGGAAGAUACCGUCGAGCAGGAGUUCAUUAUUGAGCAAAUGCUUCAUAUUGCCCUGACUCUUGAUUACUCCGAUGAAGUUGGUCGAAGAGAAAUGUUUAGGCUGCUGCGGCAGUCCCUAUCGAUUCCGGAGCUCCCGGACGAAGUCACCAAACUUACCGUCGAAGUAUUGCAGUAUAUCUGCGCUCCAGACGCCGCCGGUGAGCGUGAGUUCUGCAGCAUUGUCCUCGAGUCUGUUGCAGAUGUUCAUGACACCAUAGUCGAUGAUCCCCUUGCGGAUGAACGUGACGAUAGUUUCCACUCUGCGAAGUCAGAAGUGAGCCGUGGUAGCACACCUACCAAUGACAAGAAGAGAGGCAAUGAUUCCGAGUUAAGUGAAGAAGAUGCUCGAGAGAAGGCAGUUAGGGAAAUUGUUGUCAAUAUGAAGUGCCUCCACAUCGUUCAAUGCAUGUUGACCCAUGUGGCUGGUAAUCUGAAGGAUAACGCCGAUCUGGUUUCGAUGUUGAACAAUCUUGUGGUCCCAGCUGUGCGAAGUCAUGAAGCGCCUGUACGAGAGAGAGGCUUGGUAUGCUUGGGCUUGUGCGCACUGUUGGAUAGAUCCCUGGCUGAAGAGAAUCUGGGAUUGUUCAUGCAUUUCUUCAAUAAGGGGCACCCAGCCUUGCAGAUCACGGCUUUGCACAUAUUGACGGAUAUUUUAAACGUACACGGUGCUCAGCUGCUAUCAUCUACCCCUGGUUUACUCAAAGUCUACGUCAAAGCUGUCAAAGGCGGAGGCAAGGCACCAGAAGUCCAAGCCGCGGCAACUGUGGCCGCGUCAAAGUUGUUGCUCGGCAGAGUUGUGAGCGAGCAAGAUGCAUGCGAGGAGCUUUUGAAAGCACUUGUUGUUGCGUAUUUCGAUCCUUCUUCUGCGACCAACCAUACUGUUAGGCAGGCAUUGAAUUAUUUCCUUCCAGUAUUCUGUUAUUCGCGUACAGCCAACCAGGAUCUGAUGCAGGCCAUUUCCUUGCAGGCGUUACAUUCUCUGCUGAACUUGCGUGAAGGCCUAGAGGAUGACGACGUUGACGUAGGAGAAGACAUGCUUAGCAUGACUACUAUUGGUGCCUGCCUGGUAGACUGGACAGACCCAAGGAAAUGUUACACUCCUGGGGCUGCCUUGGAUACGGAGAAGAAGAAUGUAAACGGCGAUGUCCAUCUCCGUCUUGGCCAGGAUAUUAUGGAGAAAUUGCGAAGCAAUGUCAACAAAGAAGAAAAGAAGCUGGUAGCUGGUCUUCUAGGCAAACUCUACAUCUCACCAGGAUCAUCAGAGGCUAUGAUCCGAGACCUAUAUGCAGAUGUAAGCGAGGCUGUUGAAGAAGGUCUGCUUAGUGAUGCCACAAGCCGCAAUGCGUUGUACAAGAUCCACGUCAGCCUGGGCAAGAUUGUCAAUACACUCGACGAGCAGCAACCAUCCAACAGGCGUACCAGCCGUAGUGUGUCUGUUGCAGCCACGGAUAGACAGGCAGCAGAAGACAGGACAGUUUUGGAGGAGCCCAAGAUCAAAGAGGAAGAGUUGAAUGAUAGUGACGAGGGCACCGUCGUGCUGAAGAAGGAUGACAAGGAAUCAGCGACAGACGAUGCAUCAUCAGACGAGGAAGAUACCAAGAUGGAGACUGCUUAA
This is a messenger RNA of Metarhizium brunneum ARSEF 3297, 2859 nucleotides long. RefSeq names its product Condensin complex subunit 3 (gene cnd3). The record is from RefSeq and is a predicted model, not a curated record. Gene Ontology annotation, biological process: mitotic chromosome condensation. NCBI's taxonomy places the organism in Eukaryota, Fungi, Ascomycota, Sordariomycetes, Hypocreales, Clavicipitaceae. Gene Ontology annotation, cellular component: condensin complex; condensed chromosome.